GUCUGUUGAUGUAGAGGUCCCCUUCUUCCUGAGAGCGAAAUUUAAUCCCUGCCUUCUGUUAUUGUUAACACGUUCCUUGAGUCUUGGUCACACUGUGGCUUUGCCCAUGCGGCGCUCAUUGCAGGAUUGGGGCCAAAGUUGGCCUUGCUAGGAAGGGUUUCCAUACUGGCUGAGAGAGAACACAGUAUUGACAAGGCAUCCAUACUUGAUCCCCUUUAGGAUCCUAUUCUCCACUUGCUUUCUCUCUGUUGUUAUUAUUUGGAUCCAAAUUUUUCCAGCUUUGGUACCUAAAGUUAGGACGACAAAUCCAUAUCUAGGCACCAACGUUUGUUGUUUUUUCUUUUCCCCAGAGAUGCUGAGUAUCCACAAUUCCUCAAAUUCAGUGGGAAUUGCAGGGGCUAAGCAUCUCUGAAGAUCAGGCCACUUAUUUAAAUGCCUAAAUACAGAUGUGUCUAAAAUUAGACAUUGAAACAAAGUUGUUGACCUAUGGGGUGGUGUGACCCAGUCUCUCUCCUCAUUAUUGAGUUGAGAUCCAAGACAAAUGUCUGAAAAAUUAAAGUUUAACUCCUGAAUAAGCUUUUCCAAGUUUGCGCAAACUGCUCUAUCAUGCCCUUGGCGCACAUCGUAGUUUAUCACUUUUGGGCCAUGCUUUAAAAUCAUGACCCUUGUUGCUGUAUUUAAACCUUUUAUUUUGCUGCUGUUACUGUUCCAGUUUUUCUUUAUCCAUGUAUAGAAUCCUGGAAAUGUUGGGCUGGAAGGGACCUCAAGCGGUCGUCUGUUCUAGUCCAUCUCCUCGCACUGAAGCAAGAUUAAGUAUACCUACACCAUCCCUGACAGGUGUUUGUCUAAUCUGUUCUCUAAAACCUCCAGAGAUGGGGAUUUCAUAGCCUCCCUAGGCUCAGCCCUCCGCUCUGUCAUACCUGUAAGCUGUGGCACAGCAGCACCUGAGCAAACUUGCUGCCUUAGGACAGCAGCUGGGAGUCACAUACAGGAGCCGAGAACAGACCUGAGCCACUGCACAGAAGCUGAGGGAGAAUUAGAGAAGGGAGCCUGGAGCUAUCCUGUACCCCUUGACGGAGGCCGGGAGACUCAGAGAGAAGCCCUGAUCUGAGCGCCAAGCAGCAAGUUCCUCUUGUACCUCUGAGCCUCCUGCUCCCUUCCUUUGUCCUGCAGGCCUGGGGGAAAUGAGCAUUUCAUCUGAGCAUCGAUCCCUGGGGAAACAAGUCACGAGCAGUCUACAAACGCUGUCACCAAUCGUGGAGUUAAACAUUGGCGGGGAGGUGUACACAACAACGCUAAGCACCCUGAAGAAACACCCUGGCUCCAAGCUGGCAGAGAUGUUUACUGGCCAGCCCAAGCUCAGGACUGACUCAGAGGGAAGGUUCUUCAUUGACAGGCCAGGCACCUAUUUUAAGUACAUCCUGGAAUACCUCCGCAGUAACCAGGUGCCCACCCAGUGCAUCCAGGAUGUAUAUAAAGAGGCAUUGUUCUAUGACAUUGAGCCUCUGGUCAAGCAGCUGGAGGACUCCCCUCAGAUUUUUGGGGAAGUGGUGGCAAGGAAGCAGUUUCUGGCCCACGUGCCCAACUACAGCGAGAACAUAGAGCUGAUGAUUCGCAUUGCCAGGGCGGAGGCGGUAGCCUCCCGCCAGUCCAGCGUCACAGUGUGUGUGGUCAGGACCGAGGAGGAUGCAGCCAAGUGUCACGAUGCCCUGAACAGCUUGGACAUGGAUAAGAAAUCGGUGGUGAAGUUUGGCCCCUGGAAGGCAACGCCGAGCAUUUCUGACCUGUUGGAUUGCAUUAAAAUGGACAUUGAAGCCAAAGGAUACAAGAUUUCCUUCCAGCCCCACGUCACGGAGAAAGGCUUCCGGAUCAAAUCCUACGUCUUCUUCUACAAAUUUCUGUUCAUCUGGUGGUAGCAAAAGGGAAGGGUUAGCAGUGAUUUUUAAAUGGCUAUUAAAAUAAAUAGACUUCUGUUGUUUUAAUACAGAAAAUCUCUCAGAGAUCAGAUUCUGGGAUCUGGCCAAACUGCACACCUCACAAGUUGAGAUGUGUGUGCAACGAGAAUGUAAAUCCUCCCUGCCCCCAUGCUAUUCCAAAACUGAGUCUAUCGUGUAUAGGCCUGGUCUUCCAGUGUAAGUCAGAGCAGCCUUAAACUGAUUGCUAACAGCCCCAAGGGGCUGAAACCACAUUCAGGGGACCAGAGCAGUAGAGGGUGUCAUCCUCUUUACUCUGACCUCAUUCUGUGCAAGCAGACAGAGCUGCGGGUAGUGUAGCCUCUACACCAGCUCUGGGGCAAUCGUCCUGGGACUGAGUUAACCAGAUUUACAGCCAGAAACAGCUGUCAGUGCAGUGCAAAGUAGCCACAUUGGAGGGUCUGGUACAGAAUUUUUACUGUUGCUACACAUAUACGAUAAUAGGCAAAAUGAACUUUGCUUGGCUUCCAGAUCCCAGGUCAUGUUUGCAGUACUGGGGGGAAAUCAUCUUUGUAAAGCAGCAAAUCAGGUCUGGAAGUGUCAUUGAGAGAGGAAUAGCUCUGAUUGAACUAGCAUGCUCAAGUACAAUGUAGUGAGAGUGGCAGGAGGGGCUAACUGCCAUGAGGACAUGCCCCUAUGAGGCCCUAGAAACGUAGUCAGGGUGGCUAACCCAUCCUGCAGCUUGCCCUGCCAUGGCUACAUUCUAUUUUUAGUGGACUAGCUCUGUGGGAAUUCACACAGGUAUGACUUCUUGAGGAGGGAAUCACACAGCCCCAGCUGCCACGGCAGACAUACUCACUGUCUCUCAGCUACAUCUGCGUAUGUUCAAUUAUAUGGCUUCAGUUGAAGGCAUUAUAUAAGCACAUGCAACUCAGGGACUGCUGGUGAACUUUGGGGCAAGUGGGGCAUAGCAGAAACCCCCAGGGCUCCCCCACACCACAAUGGCCCCCUCCCCUGACUUAGUCCCAGAACUCUGGCUGCUCUUCUCCUCCCCAUCAUUCCCACCUUGCUUAGCCCUGGCCUCUGAAGUCUCCCUCCUUUCCCCCUCCCUUCACCUGAAUUCCUCCUUACUCCCCCAGCCACACUUCCCCAUUAGUCCUAAGCCCCAGAGGCUUCUUCACCUCCUAGGCCUGGAGUGACUGACAAGAUUUACCCACUCAGCAGAGUGGAUCUUCUCCUGAGCCUCUUGUCUUUCUUCUUGAUUCCCUGGGGCCUCCCACAGCUCCUUGUCAAUUUCUCCUGCCGCUUCUCCUCUCCUACAGACUGUGCAGUCAAGAUCUGAGAGGAAGCAAGCAGUGAGGAUUUUGAGUGGGGUUUGUGGUGCUGAAUUCACUGCCCAAGCCACAGGCUGCAAUGACUGCAGAGCGCCCUGAAGCCUUUGGUGGGGGUGGGGCAGUGCCCUGACGCCCUCUAUACAUGAGCUGCCACUGAACCCACUGGGAGCUGUGCUCGCUCUUGCCAAGGCAAAAUUUGGCCCUCUGCUGAGAAAACCAAUGCUCUAGGACAGAGGUUCUUAACCUGGUCCAUACCAGGACCUUGUGUUAAAACAGUUAAGGUUUCAGGACCCCUACCUCUCUUCUAGCUGUAAAGAAAAAGGAUGUCAAUGCCCAGGUUGACAACCCAUUCUCUAGCAAAUAUUAUUAUCAUUGAUUAUUUGUAUUGUGGUAGCACUAGGAGCCCCAGUCAUGAACCAGGUCCCCAUUGAGCUAGGUGUUGUACAAACACAGACCAAAAAGAUGGUGUCUGCCCCAAAGGUUUUUCCAGUUUAAGUUGAAUGUGUUCUACUUGUUAAUGUAGCAGUGUUUAGCUAUUUUUUGUGCCAUCAGUUACAUAUCUUUGAGUGCUACCAAUGAAUAUGUGCAUCAGGAGACACAAUGAAACCCUACGAUGAUUAUUAGAUGGAAGAGUCUCAUAAGGUACUUCCAGUAGUACAAACUACAGUCCAGUUCCUACAGUCGCUACUAAAGCAAAACUCCCUUCGACUUCUGUAAAAUUUUGCCUGAGUAGGGGGUGCUGGAUUGGGUCCUCUAUUGUUUUUUAAAACCUUAAUAUUCACAAAUUUAUUUUUAAUUUAUUUUUAUACUCAAGACAGCUGAUGAUUUUUAAUUAUUUACUACCCCAGGAAUAUCUGAAAAUCAUAUUGGUUAUUCUAGAUCAUGGUUAUGUUUACUUUUGCUCUUGAAAUAUGGGGGUUGCCUCCUAUAAAGGACAAUAUGUGUUUUGGGAUACUAAUUAAAUACACUUUUAAAAGCCUCUUUGCAUAGUAUAAAUCUACC
This is a messenger RNA of Dermochelys coriacea (leatherback sea turtle), 4249 nucleotides long. RefSeq names its product potassium channel tetramerization domain containing 14 (gene KCTD14). Gene Ontology annotation, biological process: protein homooligomerization. The coding region runs from base 1185 to 1916 and encodes 243 amino acids. Lineage: Eukaryota; Metazoa; Chordata; Testudines; Dermochelyidae. The transcript has 3 exons. The record is from RefSeq and is a predicted model, not a curated record. Gene Ontology annotation, molecular function: protein binding.